AUGGACGCGACUCCUAAGAGGCUGGAGGAGUUCAUGGAGGCGUUCCUGUCCUUCCGUUUGGCGACUGUGGAGCAAGUGGAGCAUGCGGCGCUCCGGGUCGGCGUAGAAGUCCACCAUGAUGAAGACGCCGCCACUGUGGCCACUGUGCUGGAUGUGUCUGGCAAGAAGGGAGCACGCGACAUGGACCUUUUGCUCCGCGCCGCCCUGGCUUGGGGAUACGUUUCUCAGGAUGUUGGGAUGGCCCGAAAGAUGCACAAGGCCCACAAAGUGAGAGGGCGACGCAUGACACAGAAGUUGGGCGGGAGCUGA
Molecule: messenger RNA, 309 nt
Organism: Symbiodinium sp. CCMP2592
Lineage: Eukaryota; Dinophyceae; Suessiales; Symbiodiniaceae
Source: the annotation of a GenBank genome assembly